AUGAGACGGAGAAAACUCACAGGCUGUAGACGCGGGUCUUCACGCGGUUUCUGUAGCUACUCGAGUUCUUCUUAUACUGUCUUGAGAUAUACCGAAAAGACCAUGAAGUGCGUCUCAAGCGAGUAAAAUCCAAAGAAGACUAAAGACAAAGAUAAAGACAGUUCUGAAGAAUCGGCAGAAGAGACAUCUUCGGUGGCAACAGUUGCGGACAAUUCCAAAAUUAUGCCUAAUAUAAGCGGUGAAGUAAAUGAAUCCCAGACACCAUCAGUUCAGACAUCGAACUCCACCAACACAUCCAACUCUUCUCAAUCAUCGACUGGUGUAUCGGAAGAAGAAUUCAAUCAAUGGUUUGACAAUAUGUUGAAUGAUAUCCAUCACAGCCAUCACGACAUCAAUGACAGAAUAGUUGGCGAAUCAAGUAAUCGAUUGAAAUUUUACAGACAAUUGGAUGAAUCGAAAGAUAAUCAGAAAAAUGCGGACGAAAUGGAAAAUGCGUUGACUUCGGAAGAUGUGGUCUUUGCGAAGUGUGUUCUGCGACCGAAUCGACACAUCGCUCUUCUCAACCAACAGGACAUUGAGGGCACUAUUCAUAUGUGGCAACUCAGACACAACAGGGGACCCAUUCAUAUGCACGUCAAACUAAAGGGCUUCAAAGUGGCCAAUCAUGUCCACAGCCAUAGCCAACAACACGCCAACCAUAACCCCAAUCAUAGCACUCGACGUAAACGAGAAUCCAAUUUAAUACCCGUAGAAGUAGAGCCCGAAGACACGACCGGCUCUCCCAUCGGUGCCUCACAUAGUCAUGGUUUUCAUGUUCACGAAUCGGGAAACUUGUCCAGAGAUUGUCAAUCGGUGGGCAAUCACUACAAUCCACUUAACUUAGCCCACGGCGGACCCUAUGAUGUGAUCAGACAUGUGGGAGACUUAGGGAACAUCCGUUGCGACCGAAACGGCGAAAUGGAUUUGGAGUUAGUUUAUAGUCAGGUCUCACUUUCAGGUGAACACAGUAUUAUAAAUAGAUCUCUUGUGAUCCACAACAAACCGGAUGAUUACGGCCGCAACCCUAACAACCCUUCGAGCGCAACGACUGGCAGUUCGGGCGUAAGGAUCGCCUGUUGUCUCGUAGAAGAAGUAAAUGAGUUACCAAAAGAAGAGGACAGUAAGAGUGGUGUGGGAUCUGUUGCCGCAUCCAAGACCAGACGCGAGACCUCACGAAAAGUAAUCAAUAAACUAAAACAUGAAGAGUGAAUACCAGUGAAACACUAGACAUGAUUUCAAAGUACGAAAAGCGCAUGAAAUCUAAUACAUUAUUAAAUCAUAGAAACAGACAUUAGAGGCGAGAAAUAAUUAAAAACAACUAAAUGUGACUUCAAUUCAAUUCAUAUUUUAUUCAAUAUAUAAAUAAAUAAAACACAAUAUAUUUUAAAGAUUUUUAUUUUUCCAAAAAGAAAA
Messenger RNA from Medioppia subpectinata, 1452 nucleotides. The record is from the annotation of a GenBank genome assembly. Lineage: Eukaryota; Metazoa; Arthropoda; Arachnida; Sarcoptiformes; Oppiidae.